Molecule: messenger RNA, 6715 nt
Organism: Anopheles funestus (African malaria mosquito)
Lineage: Eukaryota; Metazoa; Arthropoda; Insecta; Diptera; Culicidae
Gene: wdp
Product: protein windpipe
Exons: 3
Coding region: 2892-5024 (710 amino acids)
Molecular function (GO): protein binding
Source: RefSeq, a predicted model, not a curated record
ACAGCUUCUGUGCUUCGACUAUCGUCUAGUCUGAUCAUCGGUGAAAUAGAUGUGCCAAUGGUGCGUCGGACACAUAUAGGAGGAAUGUCGGUGAUGAAGUUUUGUGAAAAUUUACACUCACAUCCGAUGUCACACGCGUAUCUUACCGCGCUAUCGCUCCCAGAUGCAGUGUUUUAGUGAGCUCAGAUUUCUGCCACUACGUGACACACCCUGUGAUGGGACGUCGGUGUAUUAGUGCCAGCAGCAGUGCCAUCUAUCGCUAUCGCAAAUGUAGCGUUGAUGUGAUAACGACCCUCCGAAAUAACACCCCGUCCAUCGGUUUUUUUUACCCCUUGAACCGUUAGGGAAUUUUUUUUCGGAAGGGUGCGGUUUUAGUUGUAACUGGUGCACUCACUGUCGACGCCCGUUAGCGUUGAGGGUUGAUAGUAUAUCUGGACCCGGAAGUGUAACUAACCGUUAUCAGCACACCACCAAUUUCUUUGCUGACCACAUUUCCGACACUUUCUUAUCUAGUUUAUAGUUUAGGGAGACUUUGAAAUGUGUGGAAGUAGUACACCUCAUGGAAAUGGAAUUGCUCCUAUUCAAUUAACUUCAGCCCAUGGGGACACAGUAAAUUAUUCUUAUUAGGGGAAUCAUUAUAAAAUUAUUAUAAAAUUACCUUUCAUUCGAUGUUUGUAUGGGGUGGGGCCAAAGGGCACAUCGUUAUCAGUGCAUACGGUAGCAUUUGAGUCUGUGGCGCUUUCGAUGGCCUUGGUGAUGAACUUCUCAUCUCGCAGCUACGAAUAAUCCAGAAUAAGAAGUGGCUACGGCUUCUUCUUAUAGGUGGUUGGCAACUUUCGGCAUGAAUGAAUGUAUAAAGCCGGUCUGAAGACGGAUUGUUUCAACGCAACUGUGGGUCACCGGUUUCGUAAUGAGCGCACCGAGCUUGUAGUGUAAUCGUACCCACGCUCACUAAUACCUGCGCUUCAUACACUAAAGGAAAAAGAAACAAUCGGUGGACCUCUUAACAUUACAAAAAAAGCCAGUGCGAAACGGUGUGCGUUUCGGUUGUGCGCAAGACCUACGAAACAGACGAAGAAACAUAAAACACACUCAUAUGAAGCUUAUACCGGUGUGUAGGCCAUCGAGGAGUUGAAAAGAUGCGAACGUGCGGGAUCGGGUGAGUUUAAUCACACCGCAUCAUCACACUGUCGUACCGCACCGUACGGCUUCGGUAGGCUGAUGCCGGUGAUACAUGGGGAGGGAGGGUUUUGAAUCGCGUUUACCUCGCGAACAAAUGCGCUAGGGUUAAACGCCAUGCCGGUACGAUCGGGUACGCUAGUGUAGUUCCGACGAUUGGCGCAACGCGACGCGCGUAACGCAACGUCCGUUUUCCUUUAUCGCUACGCAUUGCGCUUUUCGAAUCGAUCCGAAAAACGAAUCCUUUCUGUGGGGUGUGGGGUCAGAUAUCCUUCCGAGCACGGAGGCGUGCACGCAUUAUCGGUUAGAACGACGCUCAGCAGUGAAAUCACAGUUAUUGCAGUGCUAGAUGGGUUUUCUUUCCUUCAUACACCGAUUUUCGUAUGAAGCUGUUCAAACAUACACACACAAAUGCUAAAAACACGUCAGUGCUAAAUGAAGGCAGAAAAGCCCCAACGGAAAGAAAAACUCGACGAAUAAAAUAGAAAAAAACCACGUCCCUCGAGUGUAACACUAGGGGUGGGGAAAAUUCGAAUAAAGUGAAAAAAGAGUAAAACAACGAAGCAUCAUUCGCAUUAAAAAAAGGCAGUGUAAAAAAUUGUGAAGAAAAGUGCGGUGCACGGAAAGUGAACGAAAAUAGGCGAAACAGUGGUGAACGAAAUCAAAACAGAAAGAAGAAAAGUCGUCGGCACCACAAGCAAAGUAGGCCACCGUGGAAGUGACGUUGCAGUUGAAACAUCACACCCAUCACACUGCAAUCAGUAUAGACGGUGUGGUGGCAGUUGGCGGUGCGAAGAAAGUGAUCAAGAAAUCAAUCUUUCCGAUUGCACAAUCUUCCGACACGUCGAACAUCGGUUUCGUUUCGUUGCAGAACGCAAACCAUCAAUGCAUUCCGGCCGAGCGUGAAAGUGUACUUUUGGGUGAAAAGUUUGUCCCUCACUUCUAGUGUUUUCCGCGUGUGAUUAAGUGCAGUUGGAAGUGUGACGCAAGAGCGAAGUUCCAACGAAAGUGAAAAGAGGAUCACUUAUUGGAGCGCUACGAGGGCAAUUCCGAAAACGUCCUCAGGUGAAGCAUUUUCACACUCCCUCCCAAUCCAUCAUGAUGUACGGCGAACGGAUCGUUUACAGCUGGAACGGGAUGUACCUAAGCCGGUCUGACUGCUGACAUGAGUCAUUGGAAGUGAUCUCGCGCUAUGUUAGAUGCCAUUUCUAGACGUAAAGAAGUGUUCUUGAUCAAUUGCAAACGCUUGUUGCGACCGUGUGUGUGAGUGAAUAGUGGUGAUUUUAUUUUUUCCUUGGUAUUAUCUCAUGUUUUUUUGUGUAUUUUCCUGAGAAAAAAAAACACAAACACUGUCAGUGGCCUUCAUCUAUUGAAGGGUGUUCAACUUACAUCAGAAGAGGAAGACAUUCGACAUUUCUUUCCCCGUGUGUCAGGCAGAGGGUGAUAUCGCGAAGACACCAUCGGAUUGAUGCUUCACGACACGCGACCGCAGCAGUUUUCUUUUCUUUAAACCUCGAAGAAUUUAAAGAUCAUCAAUCGUCGGCGGUGUGGUGUGAUCCGGUGCAUAGGAAUCUGCUCGAUAUUCGAUUUACACUUGACGCACGCGAGGUACUAACAUCGCUGCAGCUUCUACUGCUACUAUUGCUAUAGAGAGGAUCAUCUCAGCUUGGUUUAUUUGAAGAGUUCCGGAGUUCGUGCGUGCAAGGAGAGAAAUGAUGGCCAAAAACUGUUCAACAUGGUUGGUGUUAUUCGCCUUGCUAGCGACUGUUUGUUUGACUACAAGCGAGCCGGAAACGACAGCCACGACGACAGCAACCAAAUGUCCACAGCAGUGCACUUGUGAAUCCAACUCUACGAUCCGAUGUACGAGUGUGGGCGGUUUGAGGAGUUUGGACAAGUCGCUACCGAUCGCUCGAUUGGAUCUGUCCGGGUUGGAGCUAACGAAGGUUCCGGGCGCACUGGAGAAUGUGCGGAACAUUACCGAACUGGACCUUUCGAACAACAGGCUCGCGGAGGUGAACCACUUAGGCAAACGCAUCCGCAAGCUCGAUCUCAGCCAUAAUCGAAUCACGUCGGCUAAGCUGGCCCGCAUACCACCGUUCGUGGAGUCGCUUAACCUGACGUACAACGACAUUACCUACCUGCCACUACACCUGAUGAAGCUGAAGAGGCUACGCUAUAUCGAGCUGGCUAACAAUCCGAUCAACUGUACUUGCGAGACGCUACACAUCCGCAAUUGGCUAACGUCCCGGCACGUGUGGUCAGACGAACACAUCAAGUGUAUGGCACCGGCCGAGUUUAAGGGUCAACCAUGGUUGCAGGUCCGUCAGUUCGAUGUAUGCAAUCCGUCUGUGGUGGAGGAGCGCAAAGAAGGUUACCGUUGGGAUGAUUACGAGGACGACAACGAGCUGAUGUUGGGAGAUGCUGCUCAUCAGGAAGCAAAUGACGAGGACGAAGAUGAUUUCAAGCGGGAAUACUUCCCUGUUGGUGAGAAAGUGAAGCGUAAUGAACCACCAAUUUUAGUAAACAACAACGAAGAUGAAGAUGCUUCUGGAGGUGGUCCAGCUACUGGUGAGGAGUCUUCCAUCGGGGAAGAAGAACGUCGAAAAGUGUUCGACGGUUUGGCAGAUGAAGGCAGCGGUGAGGAGAACCUUAGUCCACGUUUGAUUGAUGAUGUGGUGGGUGAUGGUGAGGGAGACGAGGACCAAACGGAUGAUGGCAGUGGUAGUGGAGGAGGCUUGCUGGUUGGUUUCGGACAUAUCAGUCAUGAAGAUCCUCAUGGUACGGGUACCUCAACUGAAACACCGAUCGACGAUGGUCACAGUGUUGAAGAGGAAUCGGAGGAACCUCCGAUGGAGUUCCCCAGCCUUAACGAAGGCCUUGGUAUUUUCCGCGAGGAUCAAGAAGAGGUUUCACGUGAAACGGAUUCGACCGAGACUACAUCGGAGCCAUCGAAUGCUCGUGUAAUGAUUGGACCAGCUGGUGUAAUGAAGACGGCUAGUGAAACGGGCAAUACUGGCGGAUCCUCCGAGACGCCCAUCCUCGCGGAGGAUGGUGCUACAGUUGCAACACAAUCUGAGGAAGACAACCAGAAGACGUACAUAUUGCUUGCCAUUCUGGGCAUCAUCGUAGUGUCGCUGAUCAUUAUGGUGGUGUGUAAGCGAAAGCCGGAUUCACGCAAUCGGCGCGGCAAGUAUGAUGUAGAGACGGCCAACGGUCAGGGACGUGAGAUGAAGGAGAUGAAUAAGAACCUGCUCGAGAAGGGACCGGGUGAUCGGAAUGGACAUGGUGGUGGUGUUGCUGGAGCUCCCGAACAGACUCCACUCAUGUCGCCGGACAAACCAGACUACGAGCGGGUCUUUGGAGAUCCACAAAAGACCGCUUUCAGUCCAGUGAAACCAGUGCGAACGUCACUCGAGAAGCCGAUGGAAUCGUUCAAACCGAUCGCAGCCGAGCGGCGAACGAACGAACCGUUACAGGGAGCACCGGCCCCGGACAACAACAAUACGACCGGUUUACCGAAUGGGAACGGUGCACUACACAACGGUGAUGCACCAGUCGGUGUUCACAAGCCCAACCAUGUGCCAUCAACGAACGGGGACGUUACCGAUCCAGACGGUCAUCUAGCGGUCCCGAUGGAGUCGCCCCGUUCAAAGCGCUACAGUCCAAUUUAUGUGCCUACCUCGCCCAAAUCAGAUCGUUACAGUCCGGUGUACUCGCCUGAAACGGGUCGCGUGAAAAUUAAGCUUACCGAGACGCCCAAACCGAAAACUCCGAUACUAGUGACGAGGAGUCGUUCGCGGGCGGGCGAUAUCAUUACCACGAUGGAUGACCAGAAAUUCUAGGGAACGGUUGCAAAGAGGUGGCUCAAGCAGAGUAGCAGUGACAAGACAAGGUCUCGUCACACCUCGUGACAUACCGACCGUGGCUCGUGACCAUGUGUGACGUUCGCUCCGGGAUAUCGUGUUAUCGGGGUGUGUCUCGAUUGAAAUCGCUGCUAAUCUACUAAUCCUACCUCGACUAAGGUGAACUUCUGCGUAUAAGAAUAAAAGUCGAGAUCAAGCACCCGGUACCAGGAUGAACAACUUUCAUUGCUUCCUCUUGAGCAUGUCAUCUUCAUCGGGUUUUGUGUGAUGUUUCGUGAUUUCGUGCGUGCUGGCUAAUGCACAAAACCCUUAUUCAUUGCCUUGGUGCAUACCAUCUUUCCACAAGCACGUACCGUAGUCCCGUCUGUAAAGCCUGCUCACAAAGGACCGAGAGAAGUGAUACUGUUAAUAUCAUCAUGUGUAGCGUUUUUCUAACCAAUCUGAUCUAUAUUCCUUCUUCAUGCCUGUUGCGUCACGUUAGUGAACCAUAGAAGGAAGUGCUUUAAGUCAGAGCAUUAUGUGUCCUAUUCAAGGUGUUGACUCUAUCGCGACAUGAUAAAUGAAAAUGUAAAUAGCGUUUAGGAAAUGAAAGGGACAGUGAAAUCGAUAUGGGAUAGGUGUAGAGUAGUAGUAGUAGCAGUAGUGGUAAUAACACCGAAACACAACACACAUGUAUUCUAAUUUGCCAAAAUGCCAAUUGCGUUCGAAGAGAGAGAGAGAGAGAUGCCUACAAAAUUGAUCAUAAAAUAUGAAGCGAACCUUUAGAGAAAACCAGCGAACCAUCGAAAAGAGAAAAAAAGGAACCAUUAGUAUGUAGAUUGGAAUGUAGAAUGCAUAAGUCAGGAGCAAGAAAUUGGAAACGUAUCGGUAAUCAUAUUCAGUAAGACAUAUAAGAUCGUGUAGGAUAUUUUACCGAAUGUUUCAAAUCGGGAUCAAACGUUCGAUAACAGAGGGAGGAAGAAAGUGGCAUGUUUUGGAAAAAGUUUAUUGAAAAGUCAGCAAUGUUAUAAAGAGAGUUUUUCUAGUUCAUGAAAGAGAGAAGAAGCGAGAGAAAUCACGUUUACAUUACUGUGUAGUUCGAUUUAAUGGUGCGAGCAGCCUAAAGAGUGUAAGGAGUUGUACAUUAAACGUGGGGAUCAUCAGGAUAAACACAUCAACACAUACAGAAACACACAUACACACAGAUACAAUGGGAGGAUGCGAAUAGUUAGAAUAAUUAUGUGCGUGGUUGGGAAAUCGGAUGGUCUACGACGUAUACGACGAGGUCGGUCUUUUUAAUCGAGUCUAGGUUGUUGAUGUUACUUGUUGCAAAGCGGUAUAUAGAUGCGUCUUUUAUACGGAGCCCUGUUUUAUACAGUCUGCCGGGUUGUCAUACACAUAUCCUUCGUGUCCAUUGCUUUCAUCACUUGUCCGUAAGCUACCAUCAAACCAGAACAAGGUGCGACACACUGCUGGUGCAAUUCAGAUACGUUUCUAUAGAUGGAACACCGCUUGCCAGACAGAAACGAAGAAGAUAACCGAGUCAAACCGUUUUCUUUUCUGCUUCGUGCGUUUUUUUGUGUAGGAAGAAUUGUAUUUAAAAAUUUUAUAAAUAAUUUAUACUUCGCGUGAGAAGCUAGAGACCGAUUGUGAAAAAUAAAAGCGACUAAAAAGUUGUAGAUUAAAAUUAA